AUGGCGCUCGGAACUGGUUCCCGAACCUCUGUCGCCAUCAUCGGCGCCGGCACACAGGGUUGCCGCCUGGCGUACAUGUGGUCUAGCACGGGAUACGACGUUCAUUUGGUGGAUGCUCAAGCCAGCCAACUUGAAGGCAGCCACAAAGUCAUAGAAGGAUUCCGAUCUGCUGCUUCUCGCAAACCUCGCCGAUGGGGCGAGGUUAUCACCCAUUUCCCUAAGGACUUGAGCGCUGCUCUUCAAACAGCAUGGCUAGUUGUGGAGUGCGUACCCGAACAGCUUCAACUGAAGAGAAAGGUAAUCACGGAACUCGAUUCUCUUGCCGCCGACGAAGUCAUCAUUGCCUCGAAUUCUAGCAGCUACACCUGUUCGGAGAUUUUGGAAACCUUAACCUUGAAGAAUGAACGGCGGUUUCUCAGUGCUCAUUCAUACUGGCCCCCGGAAACACCAGAACUCGAGGUAAUGGGCCACGAGACAACAGACCCAUCAUGUAUCACCCUCGUGCUGGAUAGAAGCAAAGCCCACGGCUUCUUGCCUUUCCACGUGAAGACCCCCUCGAUGGGUUACCUUUACAACCGUAUUUGGGCCGCGAUCAAGAGAGAAGCCCUCCUCGCGGCCUCUGAAGGCGUCGCGACACCCGAGGAGAUUGACGCCAUCUUCAAGGGAGUGCUGAAGACGCCCAAAGGACCGUUCGAGUUGAUGGAUGUUGUGGGCUUGGAUGUCGUGCUGGAUAUUGAACAGCACUAUGCCGACGCGCGGGGGAACAUCCCUAGCGAGCCGAGAGAGUAUCUCCAAAGCUUGCUCCGGAGUGGCCGCCUGGGUGUGAAAAAGUGCCAAAUCGCUGGCACAUCGUCUGAGCCCCGGACGACUCGAUCCCAUUCCGGGAGGGCAGCGCAACGUUGGGGCCUUGUUACCACACGGUCUACUACGCUCCGGAUGAGGGACGCGGUCGACCGCAUCUGCUCGUCUCGUGCACUAGACUCGUCACGGAAGAUGGCCACAGAUGAUAUGACCGAGUUGGCCGACGAGACAACCGAUGCUGGGUAG
Scedosporium apiospermum is the source of this 1047-nucleotide messenger RNA. RefSeq lists its product as uncharacterized. Bases 1 to 1047 code for a protein of 348 amino acids. NCBI's taxonomy places the organism in Eukaryota, Fungi, Ascomycota, Sordariomycetes, Microascales, Microascaceae. The transcript has 7 exons. Gene Ontology annotation, biological process: fatty acid metabolic process. The record is from RefSeq and is a predicted model, not a curated record. Gene Ontology annotation, molecular function: NAD+ binding; oxidoreductase activity, acting on the CH-OH group of donors, NAD or NADP as acceptor.